Olea europaea var. sylvestris is the source of this 3300-nucleotide messenger RNA. RefSeq lists its product as uncharacterized. Bases 1 to 3300 code for a protein of 1099 amino acids. Lineage: Eukaryota; Viridiplantae; Streptophyta; Magnoliopsida; Lamiales; Oleaceae. Gene Ontology annotation, molecular function: nucleic acid binding. The transcript has 10 exons. Gene Ontology annotation, biological process: DNA integration. The record is from RefSeq and is a predicted model, not a curated record.
AUGGCAUAUUUGUCGACUAUUAAGAGUGAAUCUGAUAAGGAGAGUGACAAGGUUGAUGAAGAAUUUCACAACAAUAAUUUAAGUAAUGAGGAUGAGGAUGACAUAGACAUACAUGAGGCCUAUCAACUCUUGUUCAAGGAGAAAAAAGAGAGACAUGCUAGUAAUCUCCAGAAUUCACUUAAGAGUGUCAGCGAGUUAAAAUGUGUUAAUGAGAAGUUGGAAGACAAGGUUAAGAUAUUAACUAGUGAAUUGGAGAAAUCUAAUGCUCAUCUUCAGACUUUCAUAAGUGGAACUAAGAAAUUGGAUGAUAUUUUGGGAACGAAUAAGCCUACGGGAGAUAGGAAAGGUCUAGGAUAUGUUGAGGGUAAUACACAUGGUGCUGGUCCAUCUAAAACUGUAUUCAUUUUUGCCUCUAGGAAGUCUAACGCUAUCAACAGUCCAAAUAAAGGUAAGAAUGUUUCGAGGGAACAAAGUCAUCAAUCACGUAGAAAUUUUAUGCCUAAACACCCACAGACACGUACCUUUGAGCCUAAGUUCAUUCCCACCUGUCACCACUGUGGAGCUCUAAGACACACUAGGCCUAGAUGUUAUAAGUUAGGCAAUGAGCGUAGAAAUCAGAAUAUUCCAAGUCAUGUCAGUUUUCUGACUAAUCAGGUUAGUCAUUUGAUUGAGAUGCUUACUAGGCUGACUAGGAGUACCAAGUCAUCUAAGAAAGUUUGGGUUAAAAAGGAGGAUCUAGCUGGACUUUCAGGUCAGGUAAAUUGCUAUGUUGCUCAUGUUGCAUUAAAAGCCCAAGAUUUCAAUAUGUGGUACAUUGAUAGUGCUUGUUCUAGACAUAUGUGUGGUAAUAAGACUUUAUUCACUACUCUUGAUAAAUGCAAUGGGGGUAUGGUUACCUUUGGAGAUGGGGGCUAUGCACCUAUUUUUGGCAAAGGUACUGUACAAAUACAUGGAUUACCUGUGAUCUCAAAUGUGCUUUAUGUGGAAGGUUUAAAGUCGAACUUGUUAAGUAUUAGUCAGAUUUGUGAUGCUGAUUUUGAGGUUAGCUUUUUGGAAAAGAGAUGUACCGUGUAUGAUUCAUUCGAUGGGGUGGUCCUUGAAGGGGUUAGAACGUCUAAUAACUGUUAUGGAGUCCUACCUAAUUCUAACUAUGUGUGUAGGAGUGCAAAAAUUGAUGUGAGUGAACUCUGGCAUAAAAGAUUGGGCCAUUUAAACUAUAAGAGUCUAGUACAACUGGCUAAAAAGGAGUUGGUAGAUGGUUUGCCUAAAAUAGGUCCUAGUGAAAAUGUUGUGUGCGGACCAUGUCAACUGGAUGAUUUCUCGAGGUUCACAUGGGUAGAAUUGCUUAGGAAAAAAUCUGAUGCAUGUGACCUUAUAAAAUCUUUGUGUAAACGGCUUAAUAAUGAACUCAAUCACAAAGUGUCCAGAAUGCGAAGUGAUCAUGGAAAAGAGUUUGAAAAUUUCAAUCUUGAGAGCUUCUGCAUGGAUGAAGGGAUACUACAUGAGUUCUCUUCCCCUAUCACUCCUCAACAAAAUGGGGUGGUUGAAAGGAAGAAUCAUGUUCUUCAGGAUAUGGCUAGAGCCAUGCUUCAUGACAAGGGGCUAGCCUUAUAUUUUUGGGGAGAAGCUGUUAAUACUGCAUGCCACAUAAUCAAUAGAGUCUACCUUAGACCCAAAAUCGAUCAGACUCCAUAUGAGAUUCUAAAGGGUAAAAAGCCUACUGUCAAAUACUUUCGUGUGUUUAGGAGGUAUUUUAGAAAUAGUCGAGCAUUCCGAGUAUAUAACUCACGUACUCGUACUGUGAUGGAGUCUAGUGAUCCUACUGAACCGCUUGUGCCUGAAUCAUCUCUUAAGAUUCCUGAAACUCCUGAAAAGGAAACACAUCCACAAGAUCAAGACAUAAUACCUAAGGAACCAUCAACUAGGGUCAAGUCUAAUCAUCCUAAGGAUAAUAUCAUUGGGGAUCUGGAUGAAGGUACGAGGCUUCGUAAGAGAGUACUGAACAAUCUAGCAUAUACUAGCUAUGUUUCACAGGUAGAGCCUAAGAAAGUCGAAGAGGCCCUUAGUGAUGAGUGUUGGGUGAAUGCAAUGCAUGAGGAACUCAAUCAAUUUGCUAGAAACAAUGUGUGGAUCUUAGUACCCAGACCUGAGAAUUGUAACGUUAUUGUUUCCCCACUAUGUCUACAAACUCCACAAAGCACUCUAUGGUCUGAACAAACUCCUAGAGCUUGGUAUGAGAGACUUACGUCAUAUCUUGAGGAACAUGGUUUCUCUCGAGGUGGUGCUGAUAGGACCUUAUUUAUUAGACACAUUGAAGAAACUAUCACAAUCGCUCAAAUUUAUGUCGAUGACAUCAUUUUUGGUUCUCCUAUUGAGUCUUUAGCAUAUGAGUUUGCCGAGCGUUUGAAACAAGAAUUUGAGAUGAGUAUGGUUGGUGAGUUGAGUUAUUUCCUUGGACUUCAGGUGAAACAGACUGAGGAUGGCUUGUUUAUUUCACAGUCUAAGUAUGCAAAGAAUCUAGCUAAGCGGUUUGGGUUAGAUAGUAAGAAGCAUACUAGGACACCUAUGAGUACUAGCUUGAAGUUAGGUCGUGAUCCUUCAGAUGAUAGAAAAAGUACUUCUGGGGGCUGUUUCUACAUGGAUAGCAAUCUAGUAGCCUGGUUAAGUAAGAAACAAAAUUUCAUAUCCCUAUCCACGGCAGAGGCCGAAUACAUAGCAGUUGGAAGUUGCUGCACUCAGCUUCUCUGGAUGAAGCAGGUGCUGAGUGAUUAUGGGAUUAAUCAAGGGACCAUGACUGUUUUCUGUGAUAAUACCAGUGCUAUAAAUAUUUCUAAGAAUCCUAUUCAACAUUCUCGAACAAAACAUAUUUACAUACGACAUCAUUUUAUUCGUGAACUUGUUGAAACACAUGUUGUCUCCUUAGAUCAUGUUUCUACUGACAACCAAUUAGCCGAUCUACUUACGAAACCACUAGAUGAGAUGAGGUUUGAGUCGCUUCGGACAGCUAUUGAGAUUGGAAGAGCCAAGCCAAUUUGCUUAGUCAAUCAAAAUCUAUCAUUAGCUAAUUUUGUGAAUUCUCAUCAUGGAUUAUACGCGUGGAUAUGUGUAAAAAAGGCAGAUAGUGAUAUACUAAAAUGGCAAAGACUCAUACUUUACAACCAUAAUUUGAUUCUGUUAGAUAUCAAGAGGUUAAUACUUGGCCGAAGACCAUACUACCACAAGUUAAUUAUGGACCACAUUCUAGUUAUAGGAAUAGAAGUACAUGCAGCCUUAGUCGAUCUUAGUUUAAGUGAAAAUUAA